GAGGCUUUUAGCGUCGGCAGAACAAGACCGUCGCUCGUGUUAGUCGUGCUCGAUUGGUGGAACGGAAUUUCGUACGACGACGAGGAGUUUUGUUGCGUGUACCCGAUCGAUUGUUAAUAUAUGAUCAUUAUCGAAGAUUAAAAGAAUUUUCAACUUUCAUGAAGUUCGCCUUCAGUGGAACCGGCGGGAUGUUGGACCGCGUCAGCAGCAGCUUCGUAAGAUGGACAGUGCUUUUACUCUGCUUAUUAUCGGCAAUUUCUGGUCAAUUGGACCUACCGCCCUACAGAGACGACGAUGCUGCUCGACAACCACUACCACCCAAUGAAAUAAAUUACCAGAACAUCCUAGCUAGAUUAGAUUUCCUAGGCGCAGAGAGAUGUAGUGCUAAUGUGAUAGCUCAAUGGGCAUACGAAACUAAUGUCAAUGAAUACACGCAGCUACAAGCGCUGGAUGCCCAACGCUUAUAUGCGGACUUCCAAUACCAAGCAUGGCUUUUAAUCUCGAGAAUCGACAUAAAUUCUAUUCGAGACCCCAUCAUCAGGCGACGACUCCGUUAUUUGUCCGUGGUGGGCCCUUCAGCACUACCACCUGAUCAACUGGACAGGUAUAAUCGCUUAAUCAACGACAUGCUUGCGAUUUAUAAUGGAGCGACCAUAUGCGCUUACAACGAUCCGUUCCGGUGUGGACUGCGUUUAUAUCCAGAUAUAUCGCAAAUCAUGGCGAAAAGUCGGGAUUGGGACGAAUUGCAGUAUGUCUGGACCGAAUGGAGAAGACGAAGUGGCAGACCGAUUAGGGAUCUAUAUCAUCAACUUAUUGCGCUGACCAAUGAUGCUGCAAGAAUGAAUAACUUUACUGAUGCCGCCGAAUAUUGGAUGUUCCCUUACGAAUCUCCUAAUUUCCAACAAGACAUUGAUGAAGCUUGGGAAACGAUACGUCCGCUUUACGAAGAACUACAUGCUUAUAUUCGCAGAAGGCUGAGAGAUCUCUACGGUCCUGAAAAAAUUGGCGCACACACACCUCUUCCGUCUCAUAUUCUCGGUAACAUAUGGGGACAGUCUUGGACUAAUCUUUUGGAUGUUACUUUGCCGUAUCCGGGUAAAACCUACCCCGACGUCACGCAGGAAAUGCGAGCUCAAGGCUAUACUCCUAUUGACAUGAUUCGGGUGGCCGAGGAAUUCUAUCUGUCUUUGAACUUGAGCGCAUUGCCACCGGAAUUCUGGGCCGGAAGCCUAAUCGCCGAUCCUGGCGACCGCCCAUUAAUUUGUCAGGCGUCCGCAUGGGACUUUUGUAAUCGCAUAGAUUACAGAAUCAAAAUGUGUACAAAAGUGACGAUGAAGGAUUUGAUAACUUUGCAUCACGAAAUGGCACACAUUCAAUAUUUCUUGAGGUACAGUGGUCUACCUCGAGAAUUUCGUGACGGCGCUAAUCCAGGAUUCCACGAGGCGGUCGGCGAAGCCGUCGCCUUGAGCGUCACGACGCCGCAGCAUCUGCAAACUCUGGGCCUGGCGAACACGUUCAUCGAUGAACGCUCCGCGGACAUAAACUACCUCUUCGCCUUGGCUAUGGAUAAACUGGUGCUGCUGCCCUUCAGCAUCGCGAUGGAUAGGUGGCGAUGGGACGUUUUCCGCGGUUUCGUCAAUAAAGAGGAGUAUAAUUGUCACUGGCACAGACUGAAGGAGCAAUACACGGGCACGAAGCCACCAGUUCUGCGAUCCGAGGACGAUUUCGAUCCAGGAGCGAAGUAUCACAUCCCGGCCAAUAUUCCCUACAUACGAAAUUUCGUGGCUGGGGUCCUGCAAUUCCAAUUGUAUCGCGCACUAUGCCAGGCUGCGGGUCAAAGAUCCGAAAUCGACAAUCCUAGGAGGCAGCUGCACAGAUGUGACUUUUACAGAAAGCCCGAAGCCGGCAGGAUCUUGGGGAGAUUGAUGGAGAGGGGCUCGUCCAUCCCGUGGCGAGAUACGCUGGCAGAAGCUAUCGGCGAGUUCAGAUUAGACGGAUCCGCUCUUAGGGAGUAUUUCCGGCCAUUAGAGGACUGGUUGAGGACCGAGAAUUUGAGGACGGGCGAAGUAGUCGGCUGGUCAUACGAUGGAGACUUUUGCAAGAGGAGCAUAGAGACCGCGGGCCUGCAGGUUUACGGUAGCGGCUUCUACAACAGCGGCACAUCCAUCUCCGCGUCUUGGAUCGUUACGGGAAUCAUGAUGGUUCUUUGGAUUGUAUCAACACUUUAUUGAACACGAGUAGCUGAUUCAUCAUCGAGCACUGAUGAUAAUAAAUUAAAGGAAGCACCGUUAAUUUGCCAAAAUAUAUCCAUUCGUAUUCCUGUAAGAUCACUGGAUAAAUCUGAAUGAAUACAAUAAUAGUUAAAUUACUAAUUUGAAUGUACCAACCAGAUUGAUUGACGGUAAAAUAACGAUCGUUACUGCCAAAUAAUACAAACAUACUAAAGUACACUCUUGUCAAGCGUCAAGCUGCAUGCUUUACGCGAUGUAAAAAGGUCGCGCUGUCAAUUUAUAAACUUGUUAUUACGUAGGUCUGUAUAAUUGUAAUACUAUUAAUAUUAUACGUUUAUGCUAUAUAUUAUAUUAUAUGACAUGUCAUGCUAUAAUGUUACAUACGUGGUAUUAUGAUUAAGAAUAUAAAGCGUGCCUGAAAACGUCGUAUGUGUUGUGCGUGGGUGUAAAUGCAUAAAUCAUUUCAUAUACUUGAACGGCUCGUGAUUCACGUCCUGUAACUAUCAACUUCACUGUUGAUUGAUCAAAUAAAAUUAGAUCUAUUGUUGUAAAAGAAAACUUCGGAAUUUUCAUCGAAACGCUUGUUAUGUCAUUCUAACAAACAGUUUUAUUUUCUAAACAUCUAGCUCUGUACGCUCCAACUUUUUUAACAGGAUUGCAAAAUCGAGGCAUAGCACCGUCUAGUAUUCUAUUUUACUUUACGAAGUUACUUUUUAAUUGUUCAAGUAAAUCAAAUUAUUCUUUUUGCUCGCAACUAUCACACAAAAAGAAGUUCAUUAAAUAAC
Molecule: messenger RNA, 3016 nt
Organism: Trachymyrmex cornetzi
Lineage: Eukaryota; Metazoa; Arthropoda; Insecta; Hymenoptera; Formicidae
Gene: Ance-3
Product: angiotensin-converting enzyme Ance-3
Exons: 13
Coding region: 159-2231 (690 amino acids)
Biological process (GO): proteolysis
Cellular component (GO): plasma membrane
Molecular function (GO): peptidyl-dipeptidase activity; metallopeptidase activity
Source: RefSeq, a predicted model, not a curated record